AUGGAGCCACCAGCCAUGCUGGAGGAUGAGAGUGCUCCAGAGAACAGGAGAUCCACGUACCUGAGGGUGGCUUUUCAUGCUCUCAUUUUUGUGUUGAUUAUUAUCUCAACCCUGGUCCCCAUCGGCUUCUGUUUGCUCUAUCAUCAGUUCAUCAGGGGAAGGCACAAGGAAAAAGCCCCUUUCUGUUAUGAGAGGGAGAGCGGAGCUGCUGUGCAGGAGGAGCAGGAGCUCCACGAGCAAAGCCCAAGCUGCACCGGGGGCCUGCUGGGCACACGGAUAUUGGAGCCUCUCAAGGCUCAUCACUUUUACAGCUCCUGGGUGUUAAUCACCAGCUCUCCAAGCAAACCCCAGGGCACUUUGAUCUGGGAGUGGAAAUUACACCACUGCAAGGGGAUUGUGCAGGGCCAAGGGGAGUAUCUCAUCAUCCAGGAGAGUGGCAGAUACUUCAUCUAUGCUCAGCUCAGCCGCAAGGAGCCCCAUAAGGCGCCUUUUUCAGUGAUGCUUUACGAAAAUAAAACAUCAACCCCGCUCAACAGUGCUGUGGGGGCUCUGAAUGGCACAGUCCACUUUGCAAGGCCCUUCCUCCUGAAGAAGGGAGACAAACUGUACUGUAAGAAAAACAAGGAGGACUACCACAAUCUGCUGGAGCCUCAGACUUAUUGGGGCCUGUUUAAAAUGUAG
Melospiza georgiana is the source of this 681-nucleotide messenger RNA. RefSeq lists its product as uncharacterized. Gene Ontology annotation, biological process: immune response. Gene Ontology annotation, cellular component: membrane. The record is from RefSeq and is a predicted model, not a curated record. NCBI's taxonomy places the organism in Eukaryota, Metazoa, Chordata, Aves, Passeriformes, Passerellidae. Bases 1 to 681 code for a protein of 226 amino acids. Gene Ontology annotation, molecular function: tumor necrosis factor receptor binding. The transcript has 6 exons.